Molecule: messenger RNA, 8401 nt
Organism: Carassius auratus (goldfish)
Lineage: Eukaryota; Metazoa; Chordata; Actinopteri; Cypriniformes; Cyprinidae
Product: interferon-induced very large GTPase 1-like
Exons: 7
Coding region: 135-8240 (2701 amino acids)
Molecular function (GO): GTP binding
Source: RefSeq, a predicted model, not a curated record
CUUUUCCUGCUCGGUAAUAAGAAACUUACCGCAAGAUGAAACCUUCAUGUACAGAACAGUCAGAUGUCAGGAGUCGAAGAAGUUGAUCGAAUGAAGACUUAAGAAAGAGACAGAGGAGUGAAGUGAAUAUCAUCAUGUCCAGCAGAGUUGGCGGAGUGGCUGUUGCUCAAAAACAGGCUCUCAGGAGAAAUGGGAGUUGUAAUUUACCUCCUCAAUUGAGUGAUCUAAGGAUUGUUCUUCUGGGCAAGAACGUGGCAGAAAACAGUCAAGUGGGAAACUUCCUGUUAGGACGAGCAGCGUUUGACAGUGAAGCUCCUCCAGAUGUUGUAGAGCGAGUCGGAGGAAGACUGAAGGACAGACAUGUGACCAUCAUCAGCAGCCCUCAGCUGCUCCAGACAAACAUCUCAGAUCUUCAGAUCACACAGACAGUGAGAGAGUGUGUGUAUCUGUCUGAUCCAGGACCUCAUGUGAUCGUGCUGCUCCUCAAACAUGAGCAGUGUUCAACAGAAGAUCACGAGUGUGUGGAGAAGGUGCUGCACUCUUUCUCUGACUGUGUUUAUCAACACACCAUGAUGCUCACGACACAAGAGACCAAUGAAACCAAUGACAUCCUACAGAAAAUCAUUCAGAAAUGUGCAAACAGACACUUCAGUCUGCAGAGAAGCAGCUCUCCAGAUGAUCUUCUCAAGAUGUUUGAGGACAUUGUGAAAAUGAAUGAUGGACAUCACCUGGUUUGUGCUGAAUAUGAAGCUCCACAGAGUCUGACAGUGAAACAACAGCCAAUAGAAAGAUAUGGUGUGAAGCUGAAUCUGGUUGUGUGUGGAAGUGACGGGACAUUGAAAUCCUUCAUAUCAGAGCGGAUCCUCCAGCAGACAGACAGAAGAUCAGAUGUGGAGCUUCAUGGACAUCAGAUCAGUCUGGUGGAGCUUCCAGCUCUGUUUAACAUUCGGCGCUCAGAGGAGGAAGUGAUGCGUCAGACUCUUCACUGUGUGUCUCUCUGUCACCCUGGAGUUCAUGUUUUCCUCCUCAUUAUUCCUGAUGCUCCACUAACUGAUGAAGACAAAGCAGAAAUGGAGGAGAUACAGAGGAUUUUCAGCUCAAGAAUCAACAAACACAUUAUGAUCCUCAUAAUGCAGGAUUCAGAGCAUCAGACAGAAGAACUCAAUGCAGAAACACAGUCUGUCUUUGAGAGUUUUGGAGGACGACAUCAUUUCUUUGGUCCCAGCACACAAGUGUCCACAUUGAUGGAGAAAAUCGAGCAGAUGCUGGAAGAAAACAGAGGACAGUAUUUCUCUGCAGAGACAUUUUUGGAGGCUCAGAUGAAAAAACUGCUGCAAUUUGAAGAGAUGAAGAAAAAAAUUCAUUCAUUAGAGACACAUUUUCUGUCCAAGGGUCCAACAGACAGCCAAGAUGAUCUGAGGAUUGUGCUGCUGGGAAAAACUGGAGUUGGGAAGAGUGCUACUGGAAACACCAUCUUAGGAAGAAAUGCAUUCAAAGCAGAAGAAUCUUUUCAAUCAGUGACCAGUGAGACUCAGAGAGAAACAGUCGAAAUCAACGGCCGACAAAUUACUGUGAUCGACACUCCAGGACUGUUUGAUACUGAACUUACUAAUGAGGAGAUCCAGAAAGAAAUCACCAACUGCAUCUCCAUGGUACUGCCUGGACCACAUGUGUUUCUCUUACUGAUACCACUGGGACGAUUCACUCCAGAAGAAGCUAAAUCAGUGAAGAUCAUCCAAGAGACAUUUGGUCAAAAUUCUUUAAUGUACACCAUGGUGCUCUUCACCAGAGGAGAUGGUCUGAAGAACAAAACUAUUGAACAGUGUUUGGGGAAACCUGGAUCUCUUUUGAUGAAUCUAAUAGAAACUUGUGGAAACAGAUACCAUGUGUUCAAUAAUAAUCAGACUGAAGACCGAACACAGGUGUCUGAUCUGCUGGAGAAGAUAGACGCCAUGGUGGAAGCAAACGGUGGGAGUUUCUACUCAUGUAAGAUAUUCAGAAAGAUGGAAAGAGAAAAACAAGAACAACAAAUGAAGUUCCUCAUGGAGAGAGUGGAGCAACUGAACAGAGAAAGAGAAGAGCUGACAAAGAAACAUGAAGAAGAGAAAGAAAGAAUGCAGAUGAUGAUGGAGGAACAAAGACAAAAUCAUGACAAAGAGAUGACGAGGAGAGAAGAAGAAUUUAGAGAGAGAGAAAUACAAUAUAAAAUGGAAAUGAGAAGAGAACGAGAGGAAUGGGAGAAACAGAAAAAACAAGAUGAAAGGAUGAGAAGAGCUGAAGAGGAUGAGACCAGAAGAGAGAAGAAACAGAGAGUGUGGGAUGAAUUUAAUCAAAGAUUUAAACAGGAGAAAGAGAGAAUGAAACAAAAGAAAUAUGAUCUUCAAUCUAAACAAGAAGCAGAAGAAAACAUGAAGCUCCUAAUGGAGAUAGUGGAGGAAAUGAACAGAGAAAAGGAAGAUCUGAUGACCAAACUAAAAGAAGAGAAAGAGAUUAUGAAGACGAUGAUAGAAGAAGAAAGACAAAAUCAUGACAAAGAAAAAAAGAGGAGAGAAGAGAAACUCAAAAGAGAAAUAACAGAACAAGAACUACAUCAGAGAGAAAUAAGAGAUGAGAUGAGACGAGAACGAGAGAUGUUCGAACAUCAAAUUGAGAAAAUGAGGCAAGAGAAAGAAAAAGUUAAAACAGAAAGAGAAAAACUUCAACUCCAAUAUGACACAGAAAUAGACAAACUGAUGAAUAAACUGGAGACUGACAGACAGAACCAAGAAAAAGAGAGAAGGAGAAGAGAAGAAGAAUUUAAUAAGAGGGAAGAACAAUACAAAACACAAAUAAAAGAAAAGGAGAAGAAAGAGCGAGAGAUCCAUGAAACCAUGAAGAAAGAACGAGAGGAAUGGGAGAGACAGAAACAAAAUGAAGAAAAGAAGAGAAGAGAAGAAGAGGAUGAGAAACAAAGAGAGAAAGAACAGAGAAUGUGGGAUGAAUUUAAUCAGAGACUGAGACAAGAGAGAGAUAGAGUGGAAACAGAGAAAGAAGAUCUUCAUUCUAAACAUGAAACACAAGAAAACAACAUGAAGAUCCUGAUGGAGAGAGUGGAGCAAAUGAACAGAGAAAAAGAAGAAAUGAUGAGAAGACUAGAAGAAGAGAGAGAAGCCAUGAAGAUGAUGAUAGAGGAAGCAAAACAGAACCAAGACAAAGAGAAAAAGAGAAGAGAAGACGAAGAUAAGAAGAGGUGGGAGAGAGAGAAACAGAUCUCUGAGGAACAGUAUCAGAGACUCAAGAGGGAAAUGGAGGAAGUGAUCAGAGAGAAAGAAAGAGUGGAACGAGAGAGACAAGAACAACUAGAGGAGUUUGAGAAGAGACUGAAAGAAGAAAGAAACAUCAGAGAAGAUCAACAAAAGACGUUUGAAGAAAAACUCCAACUACUUGAAGAACAGCAUGAAGAGAAACUAAAUAGAAGACAGUUGGAGAUGAAAGAGGAAGUACAGAGAGAAAACACAGACACAGACACAACAGGAGCCAGUCCAGAUCAACACUUUCAAAAAGAAAAGACUGAAAGAGAAAAAAUAGAGCAACUAUUUCACAGACUUCAUCUGGACGAGAACAAAAAUAAACUGAAAACUGUAGAAGCUCUUCAGUUAACUGCUCAUUCAUUAAAGGCCCAUAAGUCUUGUGCUGAGGAGAAGCUGGUUUGGAGUUUCAUACAAAAACUACUGAUGAUGAACUACAGAGCAAAAUACACUUAUGUUAAAGAUACCAAUGAACAGCAUGAUACACAACAGAGAGACAGUGAUGAUUUGAAAGAAAUGUCCAUGUCUAAUGAAGAAACAGGCCAAUCUGAGCGAAUUCACCCGAUGGAUGUUCAGAUGGCAGUGUUUCAUUGUGCUGAUAGUUUCCUGAAGCAGCUGAUGGUCACUAAACUGUCCCAGUGUCAGUACGCUCUGCCUCUGCUUGUUCCUGAUCCAUUCACUCAACAGAUUGAGUUUCCUCUCUGGACGUUUAGACAAAUCAACAAGAGCUGGAAGAUGACCAACACCAACAAUGAAAUCAUCAGUCAAACCCAGCCCAUCUACAUGGCAGAAACUCCAAUGGUGUUUUUCUUCAGGUUUGGCUCGGUGUCGUCCUCCAAGUCUCAGCUGAUGAACAGUCUGAUCAAUGAGAAACACAACACGUUCUUCCACAGGAACUGUCCCGGCAGCAGCAGAUCCAGACUCCUGAUGGAUGGAGUGGUGGAGAUCGCCUGGUUCUGCCCUUCUGGAACAAAUGAUGAUAAAUUCACUGACUGUGUUGCAUUCUGUAAUCUACACGGUGACGCAGGAGACCAUGAGAAACAGCUAGAGAUCCUCACUGAAAUGAGCUCAGUCAAUGUUGUUCUUUUACCACAACUUGACAGGAAUGAAAGCGUUAAAAUGAUCCAAAAUCUGUACACAAACAAAAAGCCACUCAUUUGUCUUCUUACUGAGGAUGAAUCUACUGUAACAGAGAUCAAUAACACAAAAUUCAAAAUCGGUCUGAAGGAAAGAAGUCAUUCAGAUGCAUCUGAAGAACUCAGGAGAGCUAUAAAUGAUUGUCUGUCAGAAACUUCUUCCACUUUCAGACUUGAAGAUGUGUCCAAACACUCAAACAUCAGAAUAAAUGAAGAAGAUGAUGAUGACUGCAGGAAAGGAAGAGAAGCAGCACAGCAGAUGAUGAGUUUACUGGAGAAGAAAGAUCUGAGAGAAAUCAAAGAAUCAUUUCUGCCUCAUCAGGGGAAACUGUGGCAUCAGUGGAGUCAGAAGAACAAAGAACUACAUCGGCCUCGAGCAGAUGAGACAGAAAUGGACAUCAGCAGAAAACAAGCCAACCUCAUGAGAUUACGUGAGCAGCAGCAUGCAUUUAACAUAAGUACUUUCAUACAGUUCUUUAUUAAAGAAUUUAACUUGUUUGCUGAGAACAAAAUCUACUUUCUAAAAUGGCUUGAAAUCUUCCUGGAUGAAUAUAUUUCAAUGGAUAUGUCUGUUCUUCAUCGGAAGUAUGAGGAACAGUGGUCAGCAGUUGUAAAACUGAAAGAGAAGAAUUAUAAACCUGAACAACUCAAAACUGAACAAGAAGAAUUUGAGAGAAUAUAUGAGGAAAUUCAAAUGGCGGGCUUUGGUUUGGAGCACAUCAUGAGUGAGAUCGGUCAGAUCUAUGAAUCAUGUUCAUCUGUGAAGAAAAACAAGAAAGACCUGCAGGUUCACUUCUCUUCUCUCCCGAGUCUUGCAGCUGAGAUGAUGAUCUCUGGAUUUCCACUGGAGCUGAUGGAUGGAGAUGCUGCUCAUGUUCCUGUGAUCUGGAUCUCUGCUGUUCUAGAUCAACUCGUCCAGAAACUGGGAGACCAGAGAGUCUUUGUGCUGUCAGUUUUAGGGCUUCAGAGCUCUGGGAAAUCCACCAUGCUGAACGCCAUGUUUGGACUUGAGUUUGCUGUCAGUGCUGGGAGGUGCACCAGAGGAGCUUUCAUGCAACUGAUCAGGGUCUCAGACGAGAUGAAAACACAGAUGAUCUUUGACUAUAUUCUGGUUGUAGAUACUGAGGGUCUUCAUGCUCUAGAACAGUCUGGAAGGUCAACAAGAGAUCAUGACAAUGAACUGGCCACAUUUGUUGUAGGUCUUGCAAAUCAAACCUUGAUCAGUAUAUUUGGAGAAAACCCAUCUGAGAUGCAGGACAUUCUUCAGAUUGUUUGUCAGGCCUUCAUGAGGAUGAAGAAGGUCAGAUUGAAUCCCAGCUGUGUGUUUGUGCAUCAGAACGUCUCAGACGUCACAGAUGGAGAGAAAAACAUGGAGAGAAGGAGACGACUGCAGGAGAAACUGGAUGAGAUGACAAAAAUUGCUGCUAAAGAUGAAGGCUAUGAUGCGGAAUGUUUCAGUGAUGUCAUUAGAUUUGAUGUUGAGAAAGAUGUGAAAUAUUUUGCUCAGCUCUGGGAAGGCGGCCCACCAAUGGCACCACCAAACCCAAACUACUGUGAGAACAUUCAAGACUUGAAGGAAACUAUUGAGACUUAUGCAUCAAAAUCACAUGGAAUGACGCUGACACACUUUAAAGAUCGUGUUAAAGAUCUUUGGGACGCUUUACUGAAGGAGCAAUUCAUCAUCCACUUCAAAAAAUCUCUGGAGAUUUCAGCCUACAGGAAACUGGAGACCGAAUACAGCAAAUGGUCCUGGAGUCUGCGCAGUGCCAUGAUGGAAACUGAGAACAGACUGCACAAUCAAAUAGAAAACGAAACAAUUCAUAAAGUUGAGGAAACUAAUCUUCAGAGAGAAAUGAAGAAGACAAGUGAAGAAGUGACAAAAUCAAUGUCAGAUUUUUUUGACAAAGACACUGACGCUGAAAUACUGAUUCAAUGGAAAACAUCAUUUGAAAUCAAAAUCAAAGAACUUCCGGAAAACAUUGUGAGAGAAACAAAGAGGAAAUUAAAUCAGAUUAUUCAGCAACGUGACCUGAAGAAAAAGAUUGAUGCUCAGAGGACACACCAUGAAAACACUCUCAUUGAAAAGAGCAAAACACUUGCCUUAGAAUUGAAAGACAAAACAAGUGAUGCAGAAAUCCUGAAGAAAGAGUUUGAUUUGUUUUGGAAACAGUGUGUGAAGACGAUCAUCACAGAGAGUCCUCCAAUCAAAGACAUUGACAUAAUCAGAGAUUUGAAACUCCUUCUCAGUGACAUCUAUAAAAGUGUUUCUGUGGACCAACGUACAGAGAAAAGUGAGAGCAAGGAUGUUUUUUCUGUACCGAGUUAUUCAGAUUAUGUAGAGCUAAAGAAAUCCAGUGGAUUCACAGGAUCAGGAACAAACAUCCGCAGAUCAACUAAGAAGUUUGGUUACAGUCUAUCAAGAGAAGAUGAAGCCCAAAUAAGAUCAUUAGUCACAGACAUUGCUCAGCAUACAGACUCAAUGAUCAUGUCAUUUAACAUUUCAAAGAUGGGCUACAACAUCAGAUGCAUUCAACAAAUCACUGAUUACAUCAAGAAGAUGGUAACAGAACAUCAGGAAGGACCAGUGAAAUAUGUGUUCAAGAAUGAAUUCUUCAGGGAUUUGGUUCUUUCCAUCUGUAUGAGAGCAAACAAGAUGAUCACAGACCAACACAGACUUUUCAAGGAUGCCAAUGAUCCUGCAAUAUAUGUUAAGAAGAAGAGAGAAGAGUACUACAGUAGUUUUAAGAAAUACUGUCAUGAAGCAACAUCAGUUACCAUUUUUGGUGAGAUCAUCUGUCAGAAACUGAAAGAGCCCAUUGAGCAGAGUGUCUACAAGCAGACGGCCAGAGAUUUAGCAGAUGAAAUCAGAAUAAACUGUGAAUCACUGAAUGGAAACCGAUCAAAACUGGAGAAAUACAUCCUGAAGACACUGGCAGAAGAGAAUGAUUUUGACAAAUACAUGAACUACAUUCAUAAUCCCAGAGAUCACUUCAAGAGUUUCAUCAGAGAUGAAGUCAAUCGGUACAUCACUGAUAAGUUCAGUCUCAGUGUUUUACCCAAGAUGAAGGAGAACAUUAAACUCCUGCAGCAGAAGAUCAUGGAAGCAGCUCAUGAAUCUACUGAAGGUGUUCAAGUGAACAAUGGAAAUGUUGGUUUUUGGUUGAAGAGCUUCACACAGAAGCUCUCAGACGUCCUGAUCUUCUCUGAAAAAGACCUCAGUGGAGUGAAACAUGAUGAUGUUGAUGAUUUCAGCCUCCUACAAGAUGUGAUAAGAGAUAAACUUCCUGAUGUAAUGUCUGAGAUCAGCCUCAGAUUCAACACAAAGGCUUUUCCCAAGAAUCUGGACUAUAAGUUCAGAGCAGAUGAGCUUCUGAGUGAUCACUUCUGUCAGUGCUGUUGGGUUCAGUGUCCGUUCUGUAAAGCUACCUGCACCAACACCAUAGAAAACCAUGAGGGGGAUCACAGUGUUCCUUUCCAUCGUGUUAUUGGACUAAAUGGGAUGCAUUACAAGAAUACAACAAACUUGUCGACUAGCAUCUGCACAUCAGCGGUAGCAAGCAAUCGAUCUUUUUAUCCCGAUACCUCAGAUGAUAAUGUCCUCUGGCAACAAUAUAGGACAGCAGGAGGGGAUUAUGCAGACUGGAGCAUCACCUCUGACCUCUCUGAGCUGCCGUACUGGAAGUGGUUUGUGUGCAGAUUCAAGAAAGAUCUGGAAAAAUACUACAAUAAAACAUUUGAGGGGAAGGGGAAGAUACCAGAUGAAUGGAGAAAAUGUUCAAAACAGGAUGCUAUUGAAAGUUUGGAUCAAUAUAUUUGAGGAAAGAUACAGAAUGAGAGCGCAACACUGGAUUCUUCUCAGAUCACAGUUAGAGAAGAAUUUUUAAUAUAAAUCUUAGCAAAUACUCCUGUUACAAGAGGCUGAUUGCCAAGACCUGGUUCCUCAUACAAGCAUCUGCAAAAUUAUUUGCGCUUCAAAAC